Messenger RNA from Zingiber officinale, 563 nucleotides. RefSeq lists its product as uncharacterized. NCBI's taxonomy places the organism in Eukaryota, Viridiplantae, Streptophyta, Magnoliopsida, Zingiberales, Zingiberaceae. The record is from RefSeq and is a predicted model, not a curated record. The transcript has 2 exons. The coding region runs from base 161 to 415 and encodes 84 amino acids.
CUCCCCUGUCCUUCUUCCAAACGCAGCCUUGAAGUCUUCGCCGUCCGAGUUCCCAAUCCAAAUCCUUCCCCCUUCUCCCAAUCCACGUCGAAUUCUCGAUCCCAUCUCCGGCUUCGGCUUUUUGACUGUCAUCGCGGUAGAAAGCAUCAAAGGAUCGCGCAUGGAAAGCUCCGGUUGCGUGGGAUUCAUGGCGGUCGUCGCUGUCUGCGGCGGCGUCGCGCUCUUCGCCGUGCAAGUCCACAAGCGCCUCGCCUCCGAUUUCAUCAAGAAGUUCGAAUCCGAGAUCGGACGAGAGCGGAAGCGGGCGAAGAAGAAGGUGACGUUCGCACCUGACGUGCUGGAGCCGUCGGCCAACAACGAGGAGUACCGGAGGCGGUGGACGGUGGCUCAGCGGCAGGCGGCCGGAUUCCGGUAGAGUUCCAGGGAUCGCCUUGCUCUUUUGCUACUCUACUCUACUCUUUCAUUUCCUUUUCUUUUUCUCUGUUCUCCUAAUCUCGGUUUAUGUAAAUACAAUGUAAUUGUUCUUGGAAUCAAAAGGGUUGAUAGCAAAAUCUUUGCGAUGA